Messenger RNA from Prorocentrum cordatum, 464 nucleotides. NCBI's taxonomy places the organism in Eukaryota, Dinophyceae, Prorocentrales, Prorocentraceae. The record is from the annotation of a GenBank genome assembly.
CCCCGGCACGCCAGGCGGCCCCGCUGCAGGUGCCGCCGCCGCCUGGGGAGGCGGCGCGGCGAGCAGCUCGAGGGCGACGGCGCCGGGCGCUCCCCGCGCCGCCGCCACGGGCGCUAGGUUACGGAAGGUAGAGGCGCUGACCACACAGCUGCUCGACGAGUGCGGCUCGCUGCCCCUGGACGUGAAGCCCGACGCUGUCGCGGCCAUUGCCUCCAAGUUCGUGGAGCGCCUGCAGCCCGAGCACCUGGCGAAGAUCGCCGAACAGUUCGCCGACGCCGUCGCCCGCGACGCCGCCGCGGACGGCGGCGAGGCCUGGGAGCGCGGGGCGCACGGCCAGGAGGAGGACGUGGUGGUGAUAGCCGAGGACGACGCCGAGGACGCCGGCGAGCUGCGGAAGGGGGAGGGACACGACGACGGAGCCCGCGGUUUCGAGGCCACUCAGGAGCUGAUCGACAAGAUGCAGG